AAUCUCGUCCUGAUGGCAGAAACUCACAAUUUUUGGGGUCCGUGUUACCUUAGCUAGGUAUCGUACCAUCAAAGGGCCAGUCUGUCAAUUUUGCUCCGUCGCUCGGCUUGUGACGAUUAUUGGUAUCUCUCCCUCUAUUAAUGAAUUUUGUGCCCAGUUUGGGCCACUCACGGGGACCACAACAAAAACCUUCCGUUAAAGCACUACUCCUCUCCAUUUAAUGUCGAAUACCCCAAGCAACUUGUGUCGCCUUUAUGACAGCCCAUCUGAUGCAUCAUCAGCAGUUCCAAACUGUUCACAAACCUUUCCUGAGAGACUGCCGCAUCAAACAUGACGAUUUACCAGUCGAUCCUCGACGCCACAACAGGCGCGCCCCUUCCCUUUGUGGGUAUUCUACUCGUACUAGCCUUUGUCACUGUCCAAGCCAUCACCAUAAUCCACACAGCCUUCCUCUCCCCCCUCGGCAAAAUCCCCGGCCCCUUCCACGCCCGCUUCACCUCCCUCCGGCUGACCUACUCCGUCUUCUCCAACAACCGAAUCCACUACGUCCACUCCCUCCACCGCCGCUACGGCCCCAUCGUCCGCAUCAGCCCCCGCGAAAUCGACAUCGCCGAGCCCACCACCGCCCGCGAAAUCCACAAGAUGGGCUCCGGUUUCACAAAAGCCCCCUUUUACGCCCUCCUCUCCCCCGGGCCCGUGGAUAACAUUUUCAAUUUUCGGGACCCCAAGCUACACUCUGCCCGGCGUCGGCUCUACGCAAAGGGGUUUACCCUUUCCAGCCUCCGCAGAGAAUGGGAGCCCACCAUCCGCGAGACUGUUGCCCUCGCGGUGGCGAAAAUCAAGGCUGAUGCACUGAGAGGAGAAAAGGGGGCGGAGGUGAUGGGGUGGUUCACCCUCAUGGCCAACGAGAUCGUCUGUCGGCUCACGUUUGGUGGUGGGGAGGACACGGUGAAAAAGGGGGUGAAGGACCCGUUUGUGGUUAUGCUGGAAAGGAGGAUGGGGGAUUUGGCGCAUUUGCUCAAGUAUUUUGUUCCGCCGGUUUAUUACCUCGGGAGGAUGCUUGCUUUGGUGGUGAGGCCGCUAAGGGAUGUGUUUUACUCGCAGGAGAGGAUGUUUGCUGCUGGGAAUAGGGUUGUGGCGCAGGCAAGGAGGGGGGAGAAGGUUGUGGAUGGUGGGGGGAGGAGGAAUCUGUUUGCCAAUGCGCUGGCGGAGGAAGAGCAAGGGGGGCCGCCUGGGUUGAGUGAUACGGAUAUUGUCACCGAUGCUGGUGCUUUGUUGCUUGCUGGGUCGGAUCCGACGGCUAUUUCGUUGACGUUUUUGCUUUGGUGCGUGCUCAGCCGGCCGGAGGUGCAGAGGGAGGUUGAGGCGGAGGUGGCGGGGAUGGGGAGUGGGGAGAUUACUGAUGAGGUGUGCGAAGGGUUGCCGGUUUUGAAUGCGGUUAUUGACGAGAGCCUGCGGCUGUAUGGCGCAGCGCCGGGGUCGAUGCCGAGGAGUGUGCCGAAGGGGGGAGCCACGCUUGGUGGGUACUAUGUCCCGGAUGAUACGGUGGUGGUUACGCAGAACUGGAGCCUGCACCGCGAUCCGGUCGCGUGGGAGAAUCCGGAUGUGUUUGACCAUACCCGCUGGCUGCCGGGUAAGCAGCUGUCGGAGCGGGCCAAGAUGUCAUUCAACCCGUUCGGGUACGGUGCCCGGCAGUGCUUGGGGGUGCAUCUCGGCCGAAUCGAAAUGAGGCUGGCUGCGGCCAUGUUUUUCCGGGAAUGUGCGGGAGCCAAGCUUGCCGCUUCUGCUACGCCGGAGAGCAUGGUGGUGGUGGAUAGUUUUAUUGCUGGUGUUCCGAAGUCUCGGAGGCUAGAAAUCACAAUGAAGGGGUAACAGACCGGACAUAGUUGGGCAAUGAGAGUAAUUUGCGAGUCCUUUGUAAUGUAUUAAAGUAGAUAUAUGGUACAGUCAAAAGGGAA
Molecule: messenger RNA, 1958 nt
Organism: Podospora bellae-mahoneyi
Lineage: Eukaryota; Fungi; Ascomycota; Sordariomycetes; Sordariales; Podosporaceae
Exons: 2
Coding region: 331-1872 (513 amino acids)
Molecular function (GO): heme binding; iron ion binding; oxidoreductase activity, acting on paired donors, with incorporation or reduction of molecular oxygen
Source: RefSeq, a predicted model, not a curated record